Molecule: messenger RNA, 3344 nt
Organism: Xiphias gladius (swordfish)
Lineage: Eukaryota; Metazoa; Chordata; Actinopteri; Istiophoriformes; Xiphiidae
Gene: appbp2
Product: amyloid beta precursor protein (cytoplasmic tail) binding protein 2
Exons: 13
Coding region: 248-2014 (588 amino acids)
Biological process (GO): intracellular protein transport
Molecular function (GO): protein binding
Source: RefSeq, a predicted model, not a curated record
UGCGUCUGUCGGGACGGGGGCACGUAACUGUUGUAAGGUCGACGGAUAAUCUGAGAUGAAGGAGAAAAAUGGAAAAUAAACGGCGGUUUUAGAAUCGGCGAUAUUGCGACUGUUUGUAUCCUCGUUGCAAAGCGAAUGUUGUAUCAGGACCCGCGGAGGAAGUGCUUCAUUCGCAGUAAGGUAGCUAAUGUAGGCAGAGUUGUGGAGGGCUGUAGCUGCUGGGGUUUUUUUUGGAGAGGCAAACAACAUGGCUGCGGUGGAGCUCGAAUGGAUCCCAGAAACACUGUACAACACGGCUAUCUCGGCUGUUGUGGACAACUACAGCCGAUCGAGAAGGGACAUACGGUCGCUCCCAGAAAAUAUACAGUUCGAUGUCUAUUAUAAGCUUUACCAGCAGGGCCGUCUCUGCCAGCUCGGAGGAGAGUUCUGUGAGCUGGAGGUGUUUGCUAAAGUACUGCGGGCUUCAGACAAAAGACACCUCCUGCACCACUGUUUCCAGGCCCUUAUGGACCAUGGUGUGAAGGUUGCCUCAGUUCUGGCAAGCUCCUUCAGCCGCCGCUGCUCCUACAUUGCAGAGUCUGACGCCCAUGUCAAAGAGAAGGCCAUCCAGUUUGGCUUUGUUCUGGGUGGAUUCUUGUCUGAUGCGGGUUGGUAUGGAGAUGCAGAAAAGGUGUUUCUGUCAUGCCUGCAACUGUGUACACUCCACAGUGAAGUCCUCCAUUGCUACCGGGCUGUGGAAUGCUGUGUCAGACUGCUUCAUGUCCGGAAUGGCAACUGUAAGUACCACCUGGGGGAGGAGACCUUCAAGCUUGCUCAGUCUUACAUGGACAAACUAGCCAAACAUGGCCAUCAGGCCAACAAGGCAGCGCUAUAUGGCGAGCUUUGUGCCUUGCUCUUUGCCAAAAGCCACUAUGAUGAGGCAUAUAGGUGGUGUAUAGAGGCUAUGAAGGAAAUUACUCCAGGGCUGCCAGUCAAAGUAGUGGUUGAUGUCCUUCGGCAAGCCUCCAAGGCCUGCGUGGUGAAGAGAGAGUUUAGAAAAGCAGAGCAGCUGAUCAAACAUGCAGUGUUUCUAGCAAGAGAACAUUUUGGACACAAGCAUCCCAAGUACUCAGACACGCUGCUAGAUUAUGGAUUUUACUUAUUAAAUGUAGACAACAUAUGCCAAUCAGUGGCUAUUUACCAGACAGCACUGGACAUCCGACAAUCUGUGUUCGGGGGGAAGAAUAUCCAUGUUGCCACAGCCCAUGAAGACCUGGCCUACUCAUCAUAUGUGCACCAAUACAGCUCAGGGAAAUUUGACAACGCUCUAUUCCAUGCAGAACGUGCAAUAGACAUCAUAACUCACAUUCUGCCUGAGGACCAUUUACUGCUGGCCUCCUCCAAAAGAGUCAAAGCCCUGAUCCUUGAGGAAAUUGCCAUCGACUGCCACAAUAAAGAGACAGAAGAGCGCCUGCUGCAGGAGGCUCAUGACCUGCACCUCUCCUCACUUCAGCUGGCCAAGAAGGCCUUCGGAGAGUUCAACGUCCAGACAGCCAAACACUACGGCAACUUAGGACGACUCUACCAGUCCAUGAGGAAGUUCAAGGAGGCAGAGGAGAUGCACAUCAAAGCCAUCCAGAUCAAGGAGCAGCUUCUGGGCCACGAGGACUACGAGGUGGCUCUGUCUGUGGGUCACCUGGCGUCCCUCUACAACUACGACAUGAACCAAUAUGAGGAUGCAGAGAGGCUCUACCUGCGCUCCAUCGCUAUAGGUAAGAAGCUGUUUGGAGAGGGUUACAGUGGGCUGGAGUAUGACUACAGAGGCCUGAUCAAACUCUACAACUCAGUGGGGAAUUACGAGAAGGUGUUUGAAUACCACAACGUGCUGUCCAACUGGAACCGGCUGAGGGACCGGCAGUUCGCUGUGGCAGACGCCCUGGAGGACGUCAACACUACACCCCAGCAAACCCAGGAGGUGGUGCAAGCUUUCUUAUUGGCUCAGAGCUUGGGCCCCACCUGCCCCUGUCUCGGCUGAUUUUUAUGAGGGUUGAGAGGAAAGAAAGACACGUGGGCUCUAGCCUGGUGAGGACACGAAAUAAGCCCAAAUGUGAUGCUUCAGUUGCACACAAAUAAUUAGUAAUACACAGUAAAUUCAAGCAUCAUUGUGUUAGUUGGUUUUAUAGUCAGCUGCAGCUGCCAGUGUGUACACACAUACACACACACACACAUUUAGUCAUGGAAUUAAAAAAGUAGAGAAGACACCGUUAUCAAACCUCAUUGAAACCCACACAAGCCACCAAGAUGCAACUUCAGACUGGAUGCAGCUUCACCCCACAGAGCAGACUCUUGCACUUCUCCAGGAGAAAGAGAACUUAUGAAUUAGGGGGAGAAAUAAAAAAAAAUAACCUCAAACAUCCUGUAAGGAUGGCAGAUAACCUCUCCUCUAGUCUUGCUCGCCUUUUUCUUUUCAGUUGUGAAUCGGAGGAUGUUUUUGCUUUUGUAUUUGAGCCAGUGUAGCUCUGAAUGCCAUGAGACUCAUCACAGAUCAAAAUCAUGUUCUUCAUGACUUAUUACAAUAUCUGGACCCCAUAUCUUUGAAAAAUGUGUUUCAGCCCACAUCCAUCAGCGUUAUCACUUGGCAGAUCACAGAUGGAAGAUGUCAAAUAUUUUUGACACUUGUACAGUAAAAUAAUACAACAGAUUUGACACUUAAGUUUCAGUUGAAGUAUUCUUGUUUAUUUUCUUUGCAAGGAAAUUAAAGUGGACCCUAAGAAGACAUCCUUUUUUUUUUUUUUUUUUUUUUUAAACUGUUUGGGGGAGAGAGAUUAAACAGUGGAAUGUGUUGAACCAGUGGGUAUAUUGUUACAAACAUAACAGGCCUCACAGGUCUUGUUUUCAAUUUAUUUUAUCUGUUUUUCCAGCUUUGUCCUGACAUAGCAUCAUUAAAAUGCCAAUAACUUAUAUGCAGAACUGUAUGUUUAUGUGGGCCUUUGUUUUUUCUUUUCCUACUGAGUGAGCCCGCACUCAGUAGGAAAAGCUCAACACUAUUACUUUAAAAACAAGGGGCAUGAAUAGGAGUGAAAAGAGGCCGAUGCUACAUGUACAGAGGCUAUUAAGCCUCUCUUUAUUUGUUAAUCUUAAGGUGUGGCUUCAUGUAUGAGUGUGUACAUGUGUGUCAGUAUUCACAGAUAGAACUCUGGGUGCCGAAGGGCUCCACUGAUGACUACCAGCCUUACACCAGCUUGCAGUUAUUUGUCUGUAGACGGACCCAUACUCUAAGUGCUAAAUAAACUAAACUAUUAUACCCUUAAGGGCACUACAGUGGGGACCAAUAUUGUAUAUUUGUGUGUGUGUGUGUGUGUGUG